AUGGAAAGAAAUUUGUACGACUGGUUUAUGAUGCAACGUGGUCUAGGUAUGCCCAUCGCAGGACGACAGAUAUCCCACGAGGCAUUACGGUUGUACACAGAGUGGUGGGAUGACCUUGGGAUGGACCGUCAAGCGGUUAUUUUGCGUGAGCAGCCGACACUUUCUGAUUUCACCGCAUCUAACGGAUGGCGUUUAGGUUUCCUUAAAAGACACGGCAUUACAUGCCGACGGAAAACCAAGGAUGACAAGCAACUUCCGGAACAUGCUGAUGAGGUGGUGACCAACUUUAGGAAUGCAUUCCACAACACAGUUCGAGAUACCGCACCAUCUUUCAUUGCAAACCUAGACGAGACAUUCGCUCUUUUCGACGCAUUGCCGAAUUACACAUACGAUACAAAAGGCAAUCGCCAAGUUAACAUAAAGUCAUCGCGUGGGAAUACACGCCUUGGAUGUAGCGUAACCCUUGGCAUAACCAGCAACGGAAGGAAGAUGCCAUGCCACAUUACCUUUAAAACACCAACAAUUGCUGCAAGGGAAGAGUUAAGAGCUAAUCCACCGCCAAAUGUCCAUAUCGCUCACACCGAAACUGGUUGGGUCAGGACUCAAGUCUUGCUGGAUCUCAUCGAGGAGAUUGUAAUACCAUUUGUUGGGGCUGACGUACCGUAUAUCCAUCUGUGGGACAGGGCACGCAUACACCUGAAUGAUGAUGUCGCCAUGCGAGUGGUUGAGAUAGGUGGUAUCAUUGAACUGAUACCUCCCAAAUGUACUCCGCUUUUACAGCCUCUCGAUUUGACUGUCAUGGGAAGUUUUAAAAGUAAGCUCCGUUCCAAUUGGCGCGCAUGGAAGGAGGCGCACACCGUUGAUGGACAGUGCCCGCCCAUUAGCCACCUUGAUGUUGCACGAUUGAUUGGGGCAGCAUGGGAUAAGGUUCCCCCAAAUGUCGUAAUCGGCGGAUUUCGCGCCGCCGGUAUAUUGGGUGAUGGCAAUGAUGAAGAUGGCGAUGGUAACGGAGGACAUGAACUAGAAGCCAACGAUGACGAGGAGGGUGAUGGGCUUGAAUAUCUUCCAGUGAUGGAGCAAGAUCAGUGA
Messenger RNA from Lineus longissimus, 1089 nucleotides. RefSeq names its product jerky protein homolog-like. Bases 1 to 1089 code for a protein of 362 amino acids. Lineage: Eukaryota; Metazoa; Nemertea; Pilidiophora; Heteronemertea; Lineidae. Gene Ontology annotation, cellular component: nucleus. Gene Ontology annotation, molecular function: DNA binding. The record is from RefSeq and is a predicted model, not a curated record. The transcript has a single exon.